AACGUGAUCUCGUUUUGAAGGAGGCAAGACAACUCAAGAAGCUGGCUGUAGACUACCUACAUCCGGAACGUCCAGUUGUCACUACCGAUCCCUUUGCCUGUGGUCGUAACUACUUUACUCGUCCAUCGGCGCCACUUCCAGAAGAUGAAGAGAUUGCAGCGGAGCGAGAUCUCGUUUUGAAGGAGGCAAGACAACUCAAGAAGCUGGCUGUAGACUACCUACAUCCGGAACGUCCAGUUGUCACUACCGAUCCCUUUGCCUGUGGUCGUAACUACUUUACUCGUCCAUCGGCACCACUUCCAGAAGAUGAAGAGAUUGCAGCGGAACGUGAUCUCGUUUUGAAGGAGGCAAGACAACUCAAGAAGCUGGCUGUAGACUACCUACAUCCGGAACGUCCAGUUGUCACUACCGAUCCCUUUGCCUGUGGUCGUAACUACUUUACUCGUCCAUCAGCUCCCCAGUACGACGAGGACUAUGAAAUGGAAAGAGAGCUCAUUAUGGACGACGCAAAACAUUUGAAGGAGCUUGCACAGGAGUACCUUUGUCGCGAAGUUCCAGCUUCGUCCAUGUUUCCAACAGCAGAGAAAGUCAUCAGCCCUACUGCUACAAUUGCAUCUCCAUCAUCGGACCCAGCCUGUGUCCUCUUUGUAGGCAUGAACUACUGA
Messenger RNA from Cylindrotheca closterium, 665 nucleotides. NCBI's taxonomy places the organism in Eukaryota, Bacillariophyta, Bacillariophyceae, Bacillariales, Bacillariaceae. The record is from the annotation of a GenBank genome assembly.